Molecule: messenger RNA, 432 nt
Organism: Peniophora sp. CBMAI 1063
Lineage: Eukaryota; Fungi; Basidiomycota; Agaricomycetes; Russulales; Peniophoraceae
Source: the annotation of a GenBank genome assembly
AUGUCUCUACCAGAACCCGGCGAUCAUCAUACUCCGCCACCAUGUCCUCCUCGCCCAAGGGAUAAGAUCAAGAUGAUCAAGGUCAAUGGUGUGCACUUCCCUGCAAUGGUCGAAGUUGACGAGGGAAAGGGGAGGGUUUCUUGGCCGACAUUCGAUCUGUUCGGCACGCACUUUCGUCCGUUCAUCCUGACGAGUCAGAACAACCAAUUGCAUAUCAAUGGCAUCCCGGCGAGAUACUGGGGCUACUUACCAUGGGUCCCGUUCUGGGCCAUCAUGGGAUACACCACUGUCGCUAGUAAGGACGGCCUGGGAAUGAAAUGGUCGAGCCCCAAACGGGUGAUAGUAUCGACCGGAUGGGGCAUCUACAUGACGGGCUGGGCGAAUCUGAAUGGUUCCAUCGCGAGAUUGGCCAACAGAUCACGCUUGGCUUGA